Molecule: messenger RNA, 3594 nt
Organism: Perkinsus marinus ATCC 50983
Lineage: Eukaryota; Perkinsozoa; Perkinsida; Perkinsidae
Exons: 30
Coding region: 51-3572 (1173 amino acids)
Source: RefSeq, a predicted model, not a curated record
AGUUAUCCUCUUUUGUCUUCGAUUACUGUAUUCAAACCACAACGCUGUGAAUGAUGUACAUCUCAACUAAGUCUGUAUUUAUUACAGUAGCCAUGUGGCUGCUACUCAUGGUGGGCUACGGACGAGUCGAUGCGGCGGAAGACUCAGCUGGAGGAGCACCAGUGAAUGACAAGUCGGGCGAGCUCGAUGGUGGUAUUCUCGUAUACAAUGACUUAGCUCAUCGUGAUGUCCUCUGCCGUUAUAUACAGAUUCCAGCGGAGGCGAGGCGAAUUCGUGCAACUGCGGCUGUGAUCGGUCUCACUGGAAAUCCGAAUUUAUUUUCGGGCUUUGAUGAACAGAAGUUACGCGAUAGAAUUUACAAGGAAGCGGCACCGACGAACCAGGGAGGAUACCAUAUGAUACACGACACAUACUUCGUUCCUAAGUCAUCGGAUGGGCGCUUUUAUCUUUGUGUGACAACCUUUGCUACACAGGGGACUGAUUUUGUGCUCACCGGAGUGGUCUCGAACGCUGCUGAGUUCGGUGUGGAACCAGUGAUGCCGUUGCUUAUGGAGUACCCUACAGUUCAGAGUGUCGAAGCAUUUGGCCGACAUCGGGAAGAUAGGGUGGUUCUGCCCAAUACUCCUCCUACUGAGGCGAGCGAUGGAGUGAUCCCCCCCAUCACUAUUACUGUCGCGCAGAUUGUGGGAGAGACGGACUUGAUGGUUCAUGCGUGCGGGAGUGAGCAGUCGUUGGCGGUAUCAGCCGUCGAUGGUCCAGACACGGUAACCAUCACAAAUGAUCAACUUUCGAGUGCCGGGUUGGGACCGGGUUCGGAGCUGUGUGUUGUGGUGAAGACGAAUAAACUGUUUGCCAGCGCGUCAACGUUCUGGUUGGUGGUCUCGCAGAAUCCGCAGGGACCUUUCGUUAUGCAGAGUCUUCCUAUGUAUGCUGUGAUACCGGGGAAGGGAUCACAACGGGUGAGGAGGUUCCGUACCUAUUUUAAUAAGGGUACUGAUCUCACAAUUACUGCCAACCCAGUAUCUGCCAAUGCUGUUAAGGAGGCGGCCAGCAGGCCUGGCGAACUACAGUCGGGAUCACUUCCACGCAUAGUAGCGGACACGACACCAACAGGGCAGACAUGGAGGGAUCACGGUGAUGGUCAUAUAGCCAUCGAUAAGUCCAGUCUGGAGGCUCAUAGUGGUCAAGGGGAAGUGGUGUAUGUAUCGGUUACUCCACCAACUGGAUGGCAUGAAAAUUCAGAGAUGCCCUUCGAGCUCACAGUCACUACCAGUAGCACCGUAAGAGACCUUCAGGACGGCAAGCCGACUACUGUAACCAUCAGCGACUCGCGGAAGUUCCGUGAUUUCCGAUACUGGGUGCCCAAGCAUGCUAGGAUUGUGCUCUCUAUAGUGGGAGAUUCGUCGAGAGAUGGUAGCGGUCUGGCGAUAUUCGCAGACACUACCAGAUAUAGUCACGACCCUAGAGGGUACACGUUUAACACUAUGGAGGGAUCGAAUGAGAUCUUUCUUACUAAUAUGAAGUACUAUGCACAGGCUCAUCCUGGCAAGGUGCAAUAUAUCAAUUGCGAUAUGGGAUAUAUAUACCUCACGGUGAAGAGCUGUGCUGUUGCUAACGGCAAAUGCGUGGAGGAUGCCUCUGUCCCGUCUACAUUCACUUUGACAGUAUCCAGCGAUUCAGGGUCGACCCACGUACAGGAUGGUGUGCCAAUACACGAGAAGGUUCAUAUGGCGAAGAAAUUUGUAUAUACGAAUCCUAUGUUGGAUAAGAGUGGGAAGAAAAAGAAGGAAGAAGGGGAGAAUAAUGGAGAUGUGGAUAACACUGAGACUGACUCAUCUGAGGCGUCUUCGAUACAUUUCAAUGAUCUGUUGGUGAAGGCGGCAGUGAAUGGUGGCAGGGGAUCGCUGAUGCUGAGCAAUGAUGAGAAUUUCGCGACAACACACAGGCGGAAGUGUAAAACUAUCAAGGGUGAUGGAUCGGCGCAGCUAGAGGAGAAUGCUAGCAAGGGAAAUGUUGCUGGCAAGUGGAUGCACGUUCGGGCGAAAUGCGAGGGCAAAUGCUCAUAUCGUCUCACGGGGGCCUUUUUCCUGAAGUCCAAUUCGUUGCGACUGAAUUAUAGACCGAUGACAGUUCCGUUGGAUGGGGGCAGCUUCAAAGACUGGAUGGUCGGGUACAAGGAUACUGAUCACUGGCUGCUGCAUACGGAGGUUAGAGGGCAGGAGGCUGAUGCUGUGAAGACCUGCAUAAAGGAUCAAUGCUGUACUGCGGGUACUUGUACAUUGUAUGGGUUCGGGAAGGAAAUUGCCAAGUUGGAGAAUAUGAAGAGUGACGCGAUAAGCUACGUUCAGCUGUGGGCGACGAAGUUGAGCUCCCCAGUGAUGGAUGAAUGGCUUGACGUCAGCAAGAGAGGCAGUAAUAUUUAUAGGCUCAAUACGAACUCCCUGGUAUCGUUUGAUGCUGAGAAGUCUAGCACGUUUAGCACGGGGGCGAAGGUGACUGUGGCGGAUUCACUUUUCGGAGACUAUCAAGUGUUGAGUGGAGAGAACUUGAUUGAUUGCUCUGGCAAUAAGAUGAAGUUUGUGAAGGUGGAGGGGGCGUCCCGGGUUCGAAUCCAUGCGCCGUUGAAUUUACAAGUCGGCGAGUGGGCGUAUAACCCACACUGGGUUAUGUGGGGCGGCAGUUCGCUCAAACAGAAUGUUCAUGUCGAGAGUUGCAACCUUGAACCGGCUGAUGUUCGUGUUAAUGGCACGAGUGUUGACAUGUCCUCUGCACAUAACUAUGCAGCUAAUGACGCCAACUCGUUGUUGCUCACUGCUGGAGACGCUACUGUGGCGUAUCGCGUGGGGCUGUUCAAUCAGGUUCCUAUACCACUCAGUGUUCACUCGACUCGACAGAGUCUGGAGUUUAUAGCGCCUCCUAAUGCACAGAACAGCUUGUACAGAGUUAUUUGCAGUCCUAAAUAUUCCUCUGCGAGUUCGUGUGCAUUGGAGCUCUCGGAAUCGACGCUUCACUCAGCAUGGACUGGUUGUAAGGGAGAUCGGAGAUGCUCUAUUGCUGUGCCUUCUGAAUGUCUGGUAGAGGGUUCUCGACUCAGCGUGGAAGCCCGUAAGGGUCCGAUCUAUGGUCUGUUCCAUCCGGCCACCAUGACUGGCGCUGGGGUUGCGGAUAGUGCAGCAGCAGCGGAUAGCUUGGGAGUGGUAGAGGAACUCCCCACAGGCAAACGGUGGAGUUGGACGUCCCUUUUCCUUCUCUCUGCGUUGGUGUAUAUGGUGGUUCGGUGUAUGUAUAAUAUGCACGUGUAUGGUGCGAGUGGGUUGGAGGCCUUACCCCACGCUGACGCGAUUAGACAUGCUUUGCUCAAUCUGCAGAGACUAAGGCUUUCCAAGAAGUUUGGUCAUUCCGAUAGUAGCAACCACAUGUUGGAGAUGGGCACCGAGAUGGAUUACCACGAUAUAGAAAGCAACCACGAGCACACCAAUACCGGAGGGUAUCGUCGUCACGAUGUUGGACAGCAGCUGACUAGCAGGCCUACUUCGACCUACGCUCCGCUACGUUAUGAUGAGUCUUUGUAGUGGUGGUAGGGUUUCUGAGGUU